AUGCCUCAACGCAAAGACGUCAGUCGCUGCAUCGACGCCGCCCUCAAGGCCUGCAACGGGGAGGCUAAGAAAAGCCAGAUCCUUCGGGUGGCUCUGGCGCAUUCCUGGGACCGGUGCGUGGAGUCUUUCGGUCCCGAUGCCAAGAAGGCAGUGACGAUCCGGCUGGCGUACUUGGAGAACCGGAAGUCUCUGCACGCCUUUGCCCCGGAGAAGGUGACGAAGGAGGUGACCACAAAGCUGCAGCAGAGGCUCGAAAAGCUGGCGGGGCCUGACCUGGCCAACAUCAAGGCCCGAGUUUCGAUGACCAGCCAGCCUCGUCGUCCUGAUGUCCAGAGCUUGGGGGGAUGGAAAGCUGAUGACUGGGCCAGGCAGUUGAAGGAGUUGUUGGGCGCCCGGCUCGACUUCUCCGCGAGGCCCCUCAAGCUCGCCACUGGCUGCUCAGGCGCCGAAGCACCUCACUUUGCUCUGCGCAUGCUUGUGGGUCGCGAAGGUUUCGAGCAAUUGUUCGGUUCCGACAUCAACGAGACUCCACGCCGUUUCAUGCUGAAGAACUGUCAUGGGCAAAAGCAUCUUUUUGAAGAUGUCAAGCACGUCAUGGACGGUCGCGGCUCCUGCGCCCGUCACGGUGGCUUCUGCCCCGUCCCGAAGGAGGACGUGGACAUCUUCAUCGGCGGGUUUCCUUGCACUCCGUAUUCUUUCUGCAACCCGAAGAGGUUCAAGCGAAACUGCUUCACGGAACCGGCAGCCGCGCCGUUCUUCGAGAUGCGGAAGUUCAUCGCUGCGAGGCGACCGCGCCUGGUGAUCCUGGAGAACGUCCGGGGCCUCCUGGCGCCGAAUCCGGAGACCAAAGACACUCCCAUGGACUUCAUCCUCCGUGGCAAGAACCCAGAGGACCCGGAGCACUGCUACCAGGGGACCGAGCCCGGUGCACAGUGGGGUCUCAGUCUCAUCGAGGGCUACGGGCUCCACUGGGACCUCCUCUACUCCUGCGACUGGGGCCUGCCUCAGAGGCGUCCACGAGUCUACAUCGUGAUGGUAAGGGAGGAUGCCGGAGGGCAAAAAGCUGCAGACCGCAUCUUCGAGGUGCUCCAUGCGUGCGCAGGUCAUCUCCCCUGUGGCUCCUGCAACGACUUCCUGUAUCCCGAGGGCCACCUGCGGCUGAACAAAGCGAUGCAGCUGGCGAAAGGAGGCAGUGACAGCGAGCGUAAGCCUUGCACGCCCUUCACAGAGGCUUUGUUCAAGGCCACGCGCCAGGAGCAUGGUCUCGAUCCUUCGGAGCGUCCUUACACGAAUCGGCGGCCGAGGGGCUGGUAUCCCGAGGCGACGGAGAAGAUGGUCCAGCAGCUUGACAUCAUCCACGCCCUUGCGGAAAAGAGGGCCCUGGACUUCAAGUUCCUCUUGGCGGAUCUUAGCCAGCAGGUUUCGCGGGGCUGCUGGAGAGACGAUGGCUACGUCCCAACCCUGACGACGGCCGGUUCUCUCUACAGCUUCCAUCACCACCGCCCCAUUCUGGGUGAGGAGUGCAUGAGACUGAAUGGCUUCCCGGUGGAGGACCUGGAUUUAGAAGGAUUUACCGACAACGAGCUGAAGUUCUUGGCGGGCAACGCCAUGUCGGUGUCCGUGGUGGGCGCGGUGCUCCUCGCCGGCCUCGUCUCGGUUUCAUGGGGAGAGAAGAGGUCUGCCGCCGCCACGAAGGAGCUUCCAGCUGCCAGAGACAUCGGGCCGAGGUAUCGAAAGAAGGAGGCCGGGGACAAAGAGGUUGUCCUGGCCAGCCUGGCACUCGAUGACGAUGGCUCGGAGACGGAGCUCGACUCCUCGGAGAGCGGCACCUCUGCGAGGGCGGCGAUGCUCUUCCUCAUGGCCAAGGAGUUGCAAGCGGCGAAGAGCGAGAAGGGUGGUGGUUCUUCGGGCACGAAGCGCAAGCGCUCGACUGGGCAAGAAGAGGACGAGGAUCCGCAAAGUUGGGAGGGGCGCCACAAGGCGUUGAGGAAAAAGACGAAGGCCGACAGCCAGGUUUGCUCCUGGGUGCUGGAGGCGGCAAAGCUCUUGGCCAACAUGAGCGUCGAGGAGCAGAAAGCCUCCAGUCAAAGCCUGCAGCUCUUCGUCACUCACUGUCUGCUGCUCCUCCAGAGGGCAUCGCAGGAGGACUUGCUGCGGCUUGACCAGGGCCAGCAGCCCCUCGCUCAAGCGACGGAGUUGCUGAUCGAACGCUUGCGUUUUGCUGAGGCAAAGCCUGUUUGGGGCAGCUUGUGGGCUGGAAAGCUUCGUUUAGCCAUCUCUCAGAAGGAAUUCGAUGACCGGCAGUGUAUCCUGGAGUCGUGGCUCCCGGCAGCGGCAAAGUUGCGGGGCAAAGAACUUUCGGGACAGAGAUUUCAGCUUUUGGAUGCCCUGCUUUCACGGAGCCCGCCACUCCGUCACUUGGCCUUGUUGUUAGAAAGGCUCCUGACACGGUGGUGCAAGGAGGAGAUGUUGAAUGAUGAGCUCAAUGCUAUCUUGGAUGCCUUCGAAGCAUUGAAGGAGGCUUGGGUCAGAUGCCUCCCCGAAAACUGGCAGGCCAUCUGCAGAGCAAGUGCAAGCUGCAGUCAGAUUGCCUCGACAUGCAGAGCGCAACGAAAGCCGCAGACAGCAAAGGAGCUCACCGCCAUCGCCAUCGCCAUCCAGAGCCAGUGCUUUGCUGCCAAAGCCGCGCAGGUCUUGCACUCUUCGACCAGAGCAGGUGACCGCCAAGCCCUCUUAGCCUGGUGCACGGAGCUCGGGAAGCUGCGGUGGGGCAAGGUCGCAUUCCCCGAGUUCUUCAAUCAAGCGGCGUGGAGGUUGUGGCAGCGAUUGCCGCAGCAGGAGACUGAAAUGUUUCCUGUCCAAGUCCCAGACGCGGAUGGCUUUGCGAAGGAUUUGAGUGAUGUGCGGGCAUCCGCUUCGCCGCAGCUCGCCAUUCAGGCUGAUGCGUUCUUGCGUCAUUUUCAUCCUGCUCUGGCCACGCAUGUGCACCUGAUGGAGUGGCGCAUGUCUGGGACGUCCGACUCUGUCGCUGCCAAACGCUGUGUAGACUCUGAGAAGCCUCUCUUCGACCUCAUCAAGCGGAGCUUAACUCAGUUGUGCCUGCAGGCUGGAGCGACAGAGUUGGGUGUCUGGUGCGAGCACUUCGACCGCAUCCUGCAUUGUCUGCGGUGGGUUGCCGUGUAUGUAAACACGGAUCGGACGGCCUUUCUUGAGCAGGCCAUCGGCUGGCGGGCCCAUAUGCGGCCCGAAGUGCCCGAAGAGCCGAUGGUUCAGGAGCCUGAGCCUACCAUCAGCGUAGAGGAAGACGAGAUGGGGGACCCAGCGAUGUCCCGAAAUCCUGCGGCAGUGGAAGUGGAAGAGCUCGACGUCGAGGAAGAGCUCGAUGACUCACCGGAGGAGUCGCAGCUCCAAGGCGAAGAGGGACAAGUUACACAAGGCUUUCAAGAACUCCAAGGGGCUGCUGGCGAGGGUUCCCAGGUGGAGGAGGAGACCGAGCCCGAGUCUCCUCAGGAGCCAUGCCACUCCCCGGCGACCAGGGAAGCCAUCUCUGAGUUCCUCACGGGCUUCGACAAGGGCAGGGGCAAGUUCCGGCAAGAGUACCUGGAGAAGGUGCUGCGUCACUACAGUAGCCUCGAUGAGCUCCAGCGCCUUGUAGACAACACGAAGGAGAAGUUGAAGAAGCUUCCAGACGACUUCUGGGAGAAGAUGGGUCUCGGCGCCGAGUCGCCGAAGGAGACGCAGAAGAGGACGGCGCACCAACUCGUCUUCCUGAGGAAUCUCCAGAAUUUGCCACCUCCUCAUUGCGAAGAGCCUUGA
This is a messenger RNA of Symbiodinium sp. CCMP2592, 3816 nucleotides long. The record is from the annotation of a GenBank genome assembly. NCBI's taxonomy places the organism in Eukaryota, Dinophyceae, Suessiales, Symbiodiniaceae.